AUGAUAGUUUGCCUUUCUCAGUACGGACCGAAGUUGCGUCCCUCUGUUCAUAUCUAUCUAUCUAUCCCAGUCCGUUUGUAUCUAUCUAUCUCAGUCCGUUUGUAUCUAUCUAUCUAUCUCAGUCCGUUUGUAUCUAUCUAUCUAUCUCAGUCUGUUUGUAUCUAUCUAUCUCAGUCUGUUUGUAUCUAUCUAUCUAUCUAUCUAUCUAUCUAUCUAUCUCAGUCUGUUUGUAUCUAUCUAUCUCAGUCUGUUUGUAUCUAUCUAUCUAUCUAUCUAUCUAUCUAUCUAUCUAUCUAUCUAUCUAUCUCAGUCUGUUUGUAUCUAUCUAUCUAUCUCAGUCUGUUUGUAUCUAUCUAUCUAUCUCAGUCUGUUUGUAUCUAUCUAUCUAUCUCAGUCUGUUUGUAUCUAUCUAUCUAUCUAUCUCGGUCAGUUUGUAUCUAUCUAUCUAUCUAUCUCAGUCUGUUUGUAUCUAUCUAUCUCAGUCUGUUUGUAUCUAUCUCUCUAUCUCAGUCUGUUUGUAUCUAUCUAUCUAAGUCUGUUUGUAUCUAUCUAUCUCAGUCUGUCUAUCUAUCUAUCUAUCUAUCUAUCUAUCUAUCUAUCUCUCUAUCACAGUCUGUUUGUAUCUAUCUCUCUAUCUCAGUCUGUUUGUAUCUAUCUCUCUAUCUCAGUCUGUUUGUAUCUAUCUCUCUAUCUCAGUCUGUUUGUAUCUAUCUCUCUAUCUCAGUCUGUUUGUAUCUAUCUCUAUCUCAGUCUGUUUGUAUCUAUCUCUCUAUCUCAGUCUGUUUGUAUCUAUCUCUCUAUCUCAGUCUGUUUGUAUCUAUCUCUCUAUCUCAGUCUGUUUGUAUCUAUCUCUCUAUCUCAGUCUGUUUGUAUCUAUCUCUCUAUCUCAGUCUGUUUGUAUCUAUCUAUCUAUCUAUCUAUCUCAGUCUGUUUGUAUCUAUCUAUCUCAGUCUGUUUGUAUCUAUCUAUCUAUCUAUCUAUCUAUCUCAGUCUGUUUGUAUCUAUCUAUCUCAGUCUGUUUGUAUCUAUCUAUCUCAGUCUGUUUGUAUCUAUCUAUCUAUCUAUCUCUCUAUCUCAGUCUGUUUGUAUCUAUCUCUCUAUCUCAGUCUGUUUGUAUCUAUCUAUCUAUCUAUCUAUCUAUCUAUCUAUCUAUCUCUCUAUCUCAGUCUGUUUGUAUCUAUCUCUCUAUCUCAGUCUGUUUGUAUCUAUCUCUCUAUCUCAGUCUGUUUGUAUCUCUCUAUCUCAGUCUGUUUGUAUCUCUCUAUCUCAGUCUGUUUGUAUCUAUCUAUCUAUCUAUCUAUCUAUCUAUCUAUCUCAGUCUGUUUGUAUCUAUCUAUCUCGGUCUGUUUGUAUCUAUCUAUCUAUCUCGGUCUGUUUGUAUCUAUCUAUCUAUCUCGGUCUGUUUGUAUCUAUCUAUCUCAGUCUGUUUGUAUCUAUCUAUCUCAGUCUGUUUGUAUCUAUCUAUCUCAGUCUGUUUGUAUCUAUCUAUCUCAGUCUGUUUGUAUCUAUCUCUCUAUCUCAGUCUGUUUGUAUCUAUCUAUCUAUCUAUCUAUCUAUCUAUCAGUCGGUUUGUAUCUAUCUCUCUAUCUCAGUCUGUUUGUAUCUAUCUAUCUAUCUAUCUAUCUAUCUAUCUAUCUAUCUAUCUCAGUCUGUUUGUAUCUAUCUCUCUAUCUCAGUCUGUUUGUAUCUAUCUCUCUAUCUCAGUCUGUUUGUAUCUAUCUAUCUAUCUCUCUAUCUCAGUCUGUUUGUAUCUCUCUCUAUCUCAGUCUGUUUGUAUCUAUCUCUCUAUCUCAGUCUGUUUGUAUCUAUCUCUCUAUCUCAGUCUGUUUGUAUCUAUCUAAGUCUGUUUGUAUCUAUCUAUCUCAGUCUGUUUGUAUCUAUCUAUCUCAGUCUGUCUAUCUAUCUAUCUAUCUAUCUAUCUAUCUAUCUAUCUAUCUAUCUAUCUCUCUAUCCCAGUCUGUUUGUAUCUAUCUCUCUAUCUCAGUCUGUUUGUAUCUAUCUCUCUAUCUCAGUCUGUUUGUAUCUAUCUCUCUAUCUCAGUCUGUUUGUAUCUAUCUCUCUAUCUCAGUCUGUUUGUAUCUAUCUCUCUAUCUAUCUAUCUAUCUCAGUCUGUUUGUAUCUAUCUAUCUAUCUCAGUCUGGUUGUAUCUAUCUCUCUAUCUCAGUCUGUUUGUAUCUAUCUAUCUCAGUCUGUUUGUAUCUAUCUAUCUAUCUCAGUCUGUUUGUAUCUAUCUAUCUAUCUAUCUAUCUAUCUAUCUCAGUCUGUUUGUAUCUAUCUCUCUAUCACAAUCUGUUUGUAUCUAUCUAUCUCAGUCUGUUUGUAUCUAUCUAUCUAUCUAUCUAUCUCAGUCUGUUUGUAUCUAUCUCUCUAUCUCAGUCUGUUUGUAUCUAUCUAUCUAUCUAUCUAUCUAUCUAUCUAUCUCUCUAUCUCAGUCUGUUUGUAUCUAUCUCUCUAUCUCAGUCUGUUUGUAUCUCUCUAUCUCAGUCUGUUUGUAUCUAUCUAUCUAUCUAUCUAUCUAUCUCAGUCUGUUUGUAUCUCUCUAUCUCAGUCUGUUUGUAUCUAUCUAUCUAUCUAUCUCAGUCUGUUUGUAUCUAUCUAUCUCAGUCUGUUUGUAUCUAUCUAUCUCAGUCUGUUUGUAUCUAUCUAUCUCAGUCUGUAUCUAUCUAUCUAUCUAUCUCAGUCUGUAUCUAUCUAUCUAUCUAUCUCAGUCUGUUUGUAUCUAUCUCUCUAUCUCAGUCUGUUUGUAUCUAUCUAUCUCAGUCUGUUUGUAUCUAUCUAUCUCAGUCUGUUUGUAUCUAUCUAUCUAAGUCUGUUUGUAUCUAUCUAUCUAAGUCUGUUUGUAUCUAUCUAUCUCAGUCUGUUUGUAUCUAUCUAUCUCAGUCUGUCUAUCUAUCUAUCUAUCUAUCUAUCUAUCUAUCUAUCUAUCUAUCUAUCUCUCUAUACCAGUCUGUUUGUAUCUAUCUCUCUAUCCCAGUCUGUUUGUAUCUAUCUCUCUAUCUCAGUCUGUUUGUAUCUAUCUCUCUAUCUCAGUCUGUUUGUAUCUAUCUAUCUCAGUCUGUUUGUAUCUAUCUAUCUAUCUCAGUCUGUUUGUCUAUCUAUCUAUCUAUCUAUCUAUCUAUCUAUCUAUCUAUCUAUCUAUCUAUCUCAGUCUGUUUGUAUCUAUCUCUCUAUCACAAUCUGUUUGUAUCUAUCUAUCUCAGUCUGUUUGUAUCUAUCUAUCUAUCUAUCUCUCUAUCUCAGUCUGUUUGUAUCUAUCUCUCUAUCUCAGUCUGUUUGUAUCUAUCUAUCUAUCUAUCUAUCUAUCUAUCUAUCUCUCUAUCUCAUCUGUUUGUAUCUAUCUAUCUAUCUAUCUCAGUCUGUUUGUAUCUAUCUAUCUAUCUAUCUAUCUAUCUCAGUCUGUUUGUAUCUAUCUAUCUCAGUCUGUUUGUAUCUACCUAUCUCAGUCUGUUUGUAUCUAUCUAUCUAUCUAUCUCAGUCUGUUUGUAUCUAUCUCUCUAUCUCAGUCUGUUUGUAUCUAUCUAUCUCAGUCUGUUUGUAUCUAUCUAUCUCAGUCUGUUUGUAUCUAUCUCUCUAUCUCAGUCUGUUUGUAUCUAUCUCUCUAUCUCAGUCUGUUUGUAUCUAUCUAUCUCAGUCUGUUUGUAUCUAUCUAUCUCAGUCUGUCUAUCUAUCUAUCUAUCUAUCUAUCUAUCUAUCUAUCUAUCUCUCUAUCCCAGUCUGUUUGUAUCUAUCUCUCUAUCCCAGUCUGUUUGUAUCUAUCUCUCUAUCCCAGUCCGUUUGUAUCUAUCUAUCUAUCUCAGUCCGUUUGUAUCUAUCUAUCUAUCUCAGUCUGUUUGUAUCUAUCUAUCUCAGUCUGUUUGUAUCUAUCUAUCUAUCUAUCUAUCUAUCUAUCUAUCUCAGUCUGUUUGUAUCUAUCUAUCUCAGUCUGUUUGUAUCUAUCUAUCUAUCUAUCUAUCUAUCUAUCUAUCUAUAUCUAUCUAUCUAUCUCAGUCUGUUUGUAUCUAUCUAUCUAUCUCAGUCUGUUUGUAUCUAUCUAUCUAUCUCAGUCUGUUUGUAUCUAUCUAUCUAUCUCAGUCUGUUUGUAUCUAUCUAUCUAUCUAUCUCGGUCUGUUUGUAUCUAUCUAUCUGUCUAUCUCAGUCUGUUUGUAUCUAUCUAUCUCAGUCUGUUUGUAUCUAUCUCUCUAUCUCAGUCUGUUUGUAUCUAUCUAUCUAAGUCUGUUUGUAUCUAUCUAUCUCAGUCUGUCUAUCUAUCUAUCUAUCUAUCUAUCUAUCUAUCUAUCUAUCUAUCUAUCUCUCUAUCCCAGUCUGUUUGUAUCUAUCUCUCUAUCUCAGUCUGUUUGUAUCUAUCUCUCUAUCUCAGUCUGUUUGUAUCUAUCUCUCUAUCUCAGUCUGUUUGUAUCUAUCUCUCUAUCUCAGUCUGUUUGUAUCUAUCUCUCUAUCUCAGUCUGUUUGUAUCUAUCUCUCUAUCUCAGUCUGUUUGUAUCUAUCUAUCUCAGUCUGUUUGUAUCUAUCUAUCUAUCUCAGUCUGUUUGUAUCUAUCUAUCUCAGUCUGUUUGUAUCUAUCUAUCUCAGUCUGUUUGUAUCUAUCUAUCUAUCUAUCUCUCUAUCACAAUCUGUUUGUAUCUAUCUAUCUCAGUCUGUUUGUAUCUAUCUAUCUAUCUAUCUCUCUAUCUCAGUCUGUUUGUAUCUAUCUCUCUAUCUCAGUCUGUUUGUAUCUAUCUAUCUAUCUAUCUAUCUAUCUAUCUAUCUAUCUAUCUAUCUAUCUAUCUCUCUAUCUCAGUCUGUUUGUAUCUAUCUCUCUAUCUCAGUCUGUUUGUAUCUAUCUCUCUAUCUCAGUCUGUUUGUAUCUCUCUAUCUCAGUCUGUUUGUAUCUCUCUAUCUCAGUCUGUUUGUAUCUAUCUAUCUAUCUAUCUAUCUAUCUAUCUCAGUCUGUUUGUAUCUAUCUAUCUCAGUCUGUUUGUAUCUAUCUAUCUAUCUCGGUCUGUUUGUAUCUAUCUAUCUAUCUCAGUCUGUUUGUAUCUAUCUAUCUCAGUCUGUUUGUAUCUAUCUAUCUAUCUAUCUAUCUAUCUCAGUCUGUUUGUAUCUAUCUCUCUAUAUAUCUCAGUCUGUUUGUAUCUAUCUAUCUAUCUAUCUAUCUCAGUCUGUUUGUAUCUAUCUAUCUAUCUCAGUCUGUUUGUAUCUAUCUAUCUAUCUCAGUCUGUUUGUAUCUAUCUAUCUAUCUCAGUCUGUUUGUAUCUAUCUAUCUAUCUCAGUCUGUUUGUAUCUAUCUAUCUCAGUCUGUUUGUAUCUAUCUAUCUCAGUCUGUUUGUAUCUAUCUCUCUAUCUCAGUCUGUUUGUAUCUAUCUCUCUAUCUCAGUCUGUUUGUAUCUAUCUCUCUAUCUCAGUCUGUUUGUAUCUAUCUAUCUAUCUAUCUAUCAGUCGGUUUGUAUCUAUCUCUCUAUCUCAGUCUGUUUGUAUCUAUAUAUCUAUCUAUCUAUCUAUCUAUCUAUCUAUCUCAGUCUGUUUGUAUCUAUCUCUCUAUCUCAGUCUGUUUGUAUCUAUCUCUCUAUCUCAGUCUGUUUGUAUCUCUCUCUAUCUCAGUCUGUUUGUAUCUAUCUCUCUAUCUCAGUCUGUUUGUAUCUAUCUAAGUCUGUUUGUAUCUAUCUAUCUCAGUCUGUUUGUAUCUAUCUAUCUCAGUCUGUCUAUCUAUCUAUCUAUCUAUCUAUCUAUCUAUCUAUCUAUCUAUCUAUCACAGUCUGUUUGUAUCAUCUCUCUAUCUCAGUCUGUUUGUAUCUAUCUCUCUCUAUCUCAGUCUGUUUGUAUCUAUCUCUCUAUCUCAGUCUGUUUGUAUCUAUCUCUCAUCUAUCUAUCUAUCUCAGUCUGUUUGCAUCUAUCUCUCUAUCUCAGUCUGGUUGUAUCUAUCUCUCUAUCUCAGUCUGUUUGUAUCUAUCUAUCUCAGUCUGUUUGUAUCUAUCUAUCUAUCUCAGUCUGUUUGUAUCUAUCUAUCUAUCUAUCUAUCUAUCUAUCUAUCUAUCUCAGUCUGUUUGUAUCUAUCUCUCUAUCACAAUCUGUUUGUAUCUAUCUAUCUAUCUAUCUAUCUAUCUAUCUCUCUAUCUCAGUCUGUUUGUAUCUAUCUCUCUAUCUCAGUCUGUUUGUAUCUCUCUAUCUCAGUCUGUUUGUAUCUAUCUAUCUAUCUAUCUAUCUAUCUAUCUAUCUAUCUAUCUCAGUCUGUUUGUAUCUCUCUAUCUCAGUCUGUUUGUAUCUAUCUAUCUCAGUCUGUUUGUAUCUAUCUAUCUCAGUCUGUAUCUAUCUAUCUAUCUAUCUAUCUCAGUCUGUUUGUAUCUAUCUCUCUAUCUCAGUCUGUUUGUAUCUAUCUAUCUCAGUCUGUUUGUAUCUAUCUCUCUAUCUCAGUCUGUUUGUAUCUAUCUAUCUAAGUCUGUUUGUAUCUAUCUAUCUCAGUCUGUUUGUAUCUAUCUAUCUCAGUCUGUCUAUCUAUCUAUCUAUCUAUCUAUCUAUCUCUCUAUACCAGUCUGUUUGUAUCUAUCUCUCUAUCCCAGUCUGUUUGUAUCUAUCUCUCUAUCUCAGUCUGUUUGUAUCUAUCUCUCUAUCUCAGUCUGUUUGUAUCUAUCUCUCUAUCUCAGUCUGUUUGUAUCUAUCUCUCUAUCUCAGUCUGUUUGUAUCUAUCUCUCUAUCUCUCUCUAUCUCAGUCUGUUUGUAUCUAUCUCUCUAUCUCAGUCUGUUUGUAUCUAUCUCUCUAUCUCAGUCUGUUUGUAUCUAUCUAUCUCAGUCUGUUUGUAUCUAUCUAUCUAUCUCAGUCUGUUUGUAUCUAUCUAUCUAUCUCAGUCUGUUUGUAUCUAUCUAUCUAUCUAUCUAUCUAUCUAUCUAUCUAUCUCAGUCUGUUUGUAUCUAUCUCUCUAUCACAAUCUGUUUGUAUCUAUCUAUCUCAGUCUGUUUGUAUCUAUCUAUCUAUCUAUCUCUCUAUCUCAGUCUGUUUGUAUCUAUCUCUCUAUCUCAGUCUGUUUGUAUCUAUCUAUCUAUCUAUCUAUCUAUCUAUCUCUCUAUCUCAGUCUGUUUGUAUCUAUCUCUCUAUCUCAGUCUGUUUGUAUCUAUCUAUCUAUCUAUCUCAGUCUGUUUGUAUCUAUCUAUCUAUCUAUCUCAGUCUGUUUGUAUCUAUCUCAGUCUGUUUGUAUCUAUCUAUAUCAGUCUGUUUGUAUCUAUCUAUCUCAGUCUGUUUGUAUCUAUCUCUCUAUCUCAGUCUGUUUGUAUCUAUCUCUCUAUCUCAGUCUGUUUGUAUCUAUCUCUCUAUCUAAGUCUGUUUGUAUCUAUCUAUCUCAGUCUGUUUGUAUCUAUCUAUCUCAGUCUGUCUAUCUAUCUAUCUAUCUAUCUCUCUAUCCCAGUCUGUUUGUAUCUAUCUCUCUAUCCCAGUCUGUUUGUAUCUAUCUCUCUAUCUCAGUCUGUUUGUAUCUAUCUCUCUAUCUCAGUCUGUUUGUAUCUAUCUCUCUAUCUCAGUCUGUUUGUAUCUAUCUCUCUAUCUCAGUCUGUUUGUAUCUAUCUAUCUCUCCCAUCUAUCUAUCUAUCCCAGUCUGUUUGUAUCUAUCUAUCUAUCUCAGUCUGUUUGUAUCUAUCUCUCUAUCUCAGUCUGUUUGUAUCUAUCUAUCUCCAGUCUGUUUGUUUGUAUCUAUCUAUCUAUCUCAGUCUGUUUGUAUCUAUCUAUCUCAUCAGUCUGUUUGUAUCCAUCUAUCUCAGUCUGUUUGUAUCUAUCUCUCUAUCUCAGUCUGUUUGUAUCUCUCUAUCUCAGUCUGUUUGUAUCUCUCUAUCUCAGUAUGUUUGUAUCUAUCUAUCUAUCUAUCUCAGUCUGUUUGUAUCUAUCUAUCUCUCUAUCUAUCUAUCUAUCUCAGUCUGUUUGUAUCUCUCUAUCUAAAUCUGUAUCUAUCUCUCUAUCUCAGUCUGUUUGUAUCUAUCUCUCUAUCUCAGUCUGUUUGUAUCUAUCUAACUCUCUAUCUAUCUAUCUAUCUAUCUAUCUAUCUAUCUAUCUAUCUAUCUAUCUCAGUCUGUAUUUUAUCUAUCUAUCUAUCUAUCUAUCUCAGUCUGUAUUUUAUCUAUCUAUCUAUCUAUCUCAGUCUGUAUUUUAUCUAUCUAUCUAUCUAUCUCAGUCUGUAUUUUAUCUAUCUAUCUAUAUAUCUCAGUCUGUUUGUAUCUAUCUAUCCCUGUCUGUUUGUAUUUAUCUCUCUAUUUCAGUCUGUUUGCAUCUAUCUAUCUAUUUAUCUAUCUAUCUCAGUCUGUUUGUAUCUAUCUAUCUAUCUCAGUCUGUUUGUAUCUAUCUAUCUAUCUCAGUCUGUUUGUAUCUAUCUAUCUAUCUCAGUCUGUUUGUAUCUAUCUAUCUCAGUCUGUUUGUAUCUAUCUAUCUAUCUCAGUCUGUUUGUAUCUAUCUAUCUAUCUCAGUCUGUUUGUAUCUAUCUAUCUAUCUAUCUAUCUAUCUAUCUAUCUCAGUCUGUUUUUAUCUAUCUCUCUAUCACAAUCUGUUUGUAUCUAUCUCAGUCUGUUUGUAUCUAUCUAUCUAUCUAUCUCUCUAUCUCAGUCUGUUUGUAUCUAUCUCUCUAUCUCAGUCUGUUUGUAUCUAUCUAUCUAUCUAUCUAUCUAUCUCUCUAUCUCAGUCUGUUUGUAUCUCUCUAUCUCAGUCUGUUUGUAUCUAUCUAUCUAUCUAUCUAUCUCAGUCUGUUUGUAUCUAUCUAUCUCAGUCUGUUUGUAUCUAUCUAUCUCAGUCUGUUUGUAUCUAUCUAUCUCAGUCUGUUUGUAUCUAUCUCUCUAUCUCAGUCUGUUUGUAUCUAUCUAUCUAUCUCAGUCUGUUUGUAUCUAUCUAUCUAUCUCAGUCUGUUUGUAUCUAUCUAUCUCUAUCUCAGUCUGUUUGUAUCUAUCUAUCUAUCAGUCUGUUUGUUUAUCUCUAUCUAUCUAUCUAUCUAUCUCAGUCUGUUUGUAUCAUCUAUCUAUCUAUCUCUCUAUCUAUCUAUCUAUCUCAGUCUGUUUGUAUCUCUCUAUCUAUAUCUGUUUGUAUCUAUCUCUCUAUCUCAGUCUGUUUGUAUCUAUCUCUCUAUCUCAGUCUGUUUGUAUCUAUCUCUCUAUCUCAGUCUGUUUGUAUCUAUCUCUCUAUCUCAGUCUGUUUGUAUCUAUCUCUCUAUCUCAGUCUGUUUGUAUCUAUCUAACUCUCUAUCUAUCUAUUCAUCCAUCUAUCCAUCUAUCUAUCUAUCUCAUCUGUUUGUAUCUAUCUCUCUAUCUCAGUCUGUUUGUAUCUAUCUAACUCUCUAUCUAUCUAUCUAUCUAUCUAUCUAUCUAUCUAUCUAUCUAUCUCAGUCUGUAUUUUAUCUAUCUAUCUAUCUAUCUCAGUCUGUAUUUUAUCUAUCUAUCUAUCUAUCUCAGUCUGUAUUUUAUCUAUCUAUCUAUCUAUCUCAGUCUGUAUUUUAUCUAUCUAUCUCUGUCUGUUUGUAUUUAUCUCUCUAUUUCAGUCUGUUUGCAUCUAUCUAUCUAUUUAUCUAUCUAUCUCAGUCUGUUUGUAUCUAUCUAUCUAUCUCAGUCUGUUUGUAUCUCUCUAUCUCAGUCUGUUUGUAUCUAUCUAUCUAUCUCAGUCUGUUUGUAUCUAUCUAUCUAUCUCAGUCUGUUUGUAUCUAUCUAUCUAUCUAUCUAUCUAUCUAUCUCAGUCUGUUUGUAUCUAUCUAUCUAUCACAAUCUGUUUGUAUCUAUCUAUCUCAGUCUGUUUGUAUCUAUCUAUCUAUCUCUCUAUCUCAGUCUGUUUGUAUCUAUCUCUCUAUCUCAGUCUGUUUGUAUCUAUCUAUCUAUCUAUCUAUCUAUCUAUCUAUCUCUCUAUCUCAGUCUGUUUGUAUCUAUCUCUCUAUCUCAGUCUGUUUGUAUCUCUCUAUCUCAGUCUGUUUGUAUCUAUCUAUCUAUCUAUCUAUCUAUCUAUCUCAGUCUGUUUGUAUCUAUCUAUCUCAGUCUGUUUGUAUCUAUCUAUCUAUCUAUCUCAGUCUGUUUGUAUCUAUCUCUCUAUCACAAUCUGUUUGUAUCUAUCUAUCUCAGUCUGUUUGUAUCUAUCUAUCUAUCUAUCUAUCUCUCUAUCUCAGUCUGUUUGUAUCUAUCUCUCUAUCUCAGUCUGUUUGUAUCUAUCUAUCUAUCUAUCUAUCUAUCUCUCUAUCUCAGUCUGUUUGUAUCUAUCUCUCUAUCUCAGUCUGUUUGUAUCUAUCUAUCUAUCUAUCUAUCUCAGUCUGUUUGUAUCUAUCUAUCUCAGUCUGUUUGUAUCUAUCUAUCUCAGUCUGUUUGUAUCUAUCUAUCUAUCUCAGUCUGUUUGUAUCUAUCUAUCUAUCUCAGUCUGUUUGUAUCUAUCUAUCUAUCUCAGUCUGUUUGUAUCUAUCUAUCUAUCUCAGUCUGUUUGUAUUUAUCUAUCUAUCUAUCUCAGUCUGUUUGUAUCUAUCUAUCUCUCUAUCUAUCUAUCUAUCUCAGUCUGUUUGUAUCUCUCUAUCUAUAUCUGUUUGUAUCUAUCUCUCUAUCUCAGUCUGUUUGUAUCUAUCUCUCUAUCUCAGUCUGUUUGUAUCUAUCUCUCUAUCUCAGUCUGUUUGUAUCUAUCUCUCUAUCUCAGUCUGUUUGUAUCUAUCUAACUCUCUAUCUAUCUAUCUAUCUAUCUAUCUAUCUAUCUCAGUCUGUAUUUUAUCUAUCUAUCUAUCUAUCUCAGUCUGUUUGUAUCUAUCUAUCUAUAUAUCUCAGUCUGUUUGUAUCUAUCUAUCUCUGUCUGUUUGUAUUUAUCUCUCUAUUUCAGUCUGUUUGCAUCUAUCUAUCUAUUUAUCUAUCUAUCUCAGUCUGUUUGUAUCUAUCUAUCUAUCUAUCUCAGUCUGUUUGUAUCUAUCUAUCUAUCUCAGUCUGUUUGUAUCUAUCUAUCUAUCUCAGUCCGUUUGUAUCUAUCUAUCUAUCUCAGUCUAUAAAACGGCGUGUGACGACACAGAAAGAUCAUUAGGUGCGCUGAAGAAAUUAGCUUCGAACCCAGAAUGUCUUUCCGCGCUGUUGGAUGGUCUUGGAUCUUACAUGAGAACUGUGAUGGGCAUUACCGACCAAGCAGAGUGUCCGGGUGUUGAGAAAGCAAUCAAUGAACUGUUCAAUCAAAUCAUCCGGGUAAGUAAAUGUUUCUCGUCUAUCCAUAUAUCGAUCCAUACUGGUUGA
This is a messenger RNA of Acanthosepion pharaonis, 11175 nucleotides long. Lineage: Eukaryota; Metazoa; Mollusca; Cephalopoda; Sepiida; Sepiidae. The record is from the annotation of a GenBank genome assembly.